GGGAGUGGAAGGAGAGAGAGAAGAGAAGAGAAGAGAGUGAAGAUGGAAAGAGAAGGAGAAGGAGAAAGAGAGAGAGAGAGAAGGGUGGAGAAGAAGGGGAAGAAGAAGAAGCAGGUGCUGUUGGAAGGGUACGUGGAGGAGGAUCUGGCAAGGAGCAAGAGUCUGUCGGACGAGGAUCUGGAGGAGUUGAAGGGGUGUUUGGAUCUGGGAUUUGGGUUCAGCUACGACGAGAUUCCGGAGUUGUGCAACACUCUGCCGGCACUGGAAUUGUGCUAUUCGAUGUCUCAGAAAUUCAUGGACAACUCUCUGCCUUCACCUUCCCCGUCGAACUCGCCGGUGCCGUCGGCUCAUUCGCUGUCGACUUCGAUCGCGAAUUGGAAAAUAUCGAGUCCCGGUGACCAUCCGGAAGAUGUGAAGGCGAGGCUGAAGUUCUGGGCGCAGGCUGUUGCCUGCACUGUGAAGCUGUGCAGCUGAGCAUUCUUUGAGCGAUUCCUUCAUUGAUUCCUUGAUUUACCUGGAGACGGAGAUGCGAUCGAUGAUGGGUGGAGAUGAAGGGCUCUCAGAGUAACUCUAAUUAACCCUCACUUCACAAUAUUCACAGCCUUAGGGGCACAGGCAUCAUCUUGUCACUUGUUAAUUAAGAUCAUAUCUCAAUAAAAUUUUAUGUUCUAUGUUUCGGAUCUA
Molecule: messenger RNA, 684 nt
Organism: Vigna umbellata (rice bean)
Lineage: Eukaryota; Viridiplantae; Streptophyta; Magnoliopsida; Fabales; Fabaceae
Source: RefSeq, a predicted model, not a curated record